AUGGCGGGAAAACGAAAGCGGGCGGAUACCUUAGCAGUUGGAGAGGUGGAAGGAGGACAAGUGAAUGGCGGCGGGCAAGUGAAUCAACAAGAGAAGUUCCAGGAAUGGCUAGCCGAUAUAAUGGAAAUAUUGAGAGACCAAGACACCACUCCUUCUACCUUCGACCGCCCCAUUUCCACUUCUACACAAGAAUCACAUGAUGCAAAGCGUACUAAGCUUUCCGAGUCCUCUGAGAAAACCACCGUCGCCACUCUCUUUAGGAGCAACGCUUACACUUCAAUCGAGGAGUUUAUCAAAGACGUAGACUACGCAGUCUCCAGUAUCACGGAGGAGUUUCAGGAGAAGAUUAGUGUCGGAAUGAGUUCGUCAUCUUAUCAAACAAUACAUGCCCAGAUAUCACGCGCCAGAGCAGUUAAAAAUGAGCUUGACCAGCUAGUGUUGAGGGAACUUGUCUGCAGGCCUGAAGUAAUCAGAUUGUCAAACGAUGUCAAAAGUGAACUCUCGGAUGAGCAAGACGCCAAGUCCAACUUUGAUGGUCCAGCAAACAAUGUUCUGACCCUUUUGGGCAAUAUGGGAAGUGGGCGAACAGGGCAGCUGUUUACCAGCUUACGGAAGACGAAUAUCUCGGAUGGACCACUCAACGAGGCUGCACUGCCGAAUGGCAUUACUGCGACUAAGAUAGUCCCGGUACACAGCAUCAUCAAUACUGAGGACAAGAAACCUACACCCACACUGGGGGAACGUUUUCCACCUCCACCUGGGUUACUCCCUCUACCGCUACCAAAGCAGUCAAGACACACAGCAACAAGAAGCUCGUCCGUCAAUUGGUAUAAUCCCACCGAGGCUGAGUCCAAAAGCAAGUCUGGCAGGCGAGAUGGCUAUACAACACAACCAUUGUCGACUGGCCAGUGGCUGACAUACAAUGCGGCUCCUUCCUCCACUCAGAUAGUGUCUCCAGAAUCAAAGCGCAAACAGCGAGAUCGAGCUUUGAGCUUUGGUGAGCCUCAGACUUCGAUAUCAGAAGAGGCAAUGGUGGCGCACAAUCAGGCCAAGGAGGAUGCUUUGUUUCGCAGUGUGUACUCCAGCUUUGCACCUGACCGCGAUGACUCUGGAGCGAUCGUCGCUGAGCAACAGAAGAAUCGCUUCUGGUGGCGCAAAUAUGGGGAGCAGAGGUACCACGAGUUACUGGGAAUGAGGGAUGCUGGAUUGUAUGAGGCAGAGGCCAACGGCGUUGGAGAUGAAGAUGGUAUAGAUGAAGUGGAGAUUCAAGAAGCCAUCAAAACUUGGGAGUCAGAGGAAAUCCCGCCAGAAAUGAACCCGUCCAAGAUUGUUAGUCUCGAAACACCCGAGACCAGCAAAGAAGCCGAUACUAUUCUCUCAGAAAUAUCGGACCUGCUUGAGACUCUCGAUUCUCAUCAGCGCAUAAGGAAUCUUACACUCGCAGCUAACGCACGCACCAUGAGUGGACAGAACCCUCAGUCGACCGCCCUCACUGGAACUCCCACCAGCCCGUCGUCCGCAGAAGUUGACGUCUACGAGGUGCUGAAGGCUCAGCUAACCCUGAUUGUAUCUACAUUACCACCUUAUCUGGUCGCCAAGCUGGAUGGCGACAAGUUAGGUGCUCUCAACAUCAGCACUAAACUAAAGGUCGAGAGCAAGAACCAAAAGGGUACAAUGGAGUCAGACGAUUCUGCUACAGGCGCAAGAGCAGCAGUCCGGCCUGCAGCAACUCCAAGUAAUCCACAGGCUGCCAGCGCGUACGCAAAUGCCCCCACACGCAGCAGUAGCUAUAUUCCACCGACGGCUACCCCUGUUCAGCGCUAUCAGCAGCAGCCUGGGUACGGAGCUCAGACUGCACCCAGACAAUCAUCAAACUCGGGCUACCUUCAAAAUCCGCAAUACUCAAAUCGACCAGCUUCAUACAACUACUCCGCUGGAACACGACCCACCUAUCCUCCUCAGAGCCAACAGCCUCCACAGCGUGCGGUGUCUUCCUCCAACUACGCCGCGCAGUACGGCCAGCAGUCGUCGCAGUCUUUCGGUUCCUAUCAGCAUGGAUACCGCGGCUACUCAGGGGUAGGCCAAAAUGGGAGAAGUUACAAUUACAAUCAACAAUACUCGACUCCUCAGGCCCGUCCUCCGAACUCCGUCCAACCACCACAGGCUUAUCGAGGGAGUCAAACUGACUAUCAGCAACGAGCGGUGCCUCCGCAGGGUUACGGCUACGGCUCUGUUCCAGCGGCCGGGAGUGCAUCUCCACAUCAACAGCGCUCAUCAUUCUCUGCCCAAGGCCAGGCAGCUCCGCCACAGCGCCCUACAACGCUUUAUCACACGCAUUCUUCACAGUACAACCCACAGACUCCAGCGUCGCCUCUCGUCAAUGGCGCAAGGUCAUCUGGCUCUCCGACUCAACAGGGACACUUGACUGCUGAGGAGCAGGCAGCUUUGAUGGCCAGGCAGAAAGCUCAACUGGCAGAGAGGCAAGAAUCGGGCACGCCACAACCUCCCGCUAGUCAGUAUGGGCAGCAGAACGGGACGCCUGUCCCUCAACAGAACGGAGUGGCGGCAUGA
Letharia columbiana is the source of this 2571-nucleotide messenger RNA. RefSeq lists its product as uncharacterized. The record is from RefSeq and is a predicted model, not a curated record. The coding region runs from base 1 to 2571 and encodes 856 amino acids. Lineage: Eukaryota; Fungi; Ascomycota; Lecanoromycetes; Lecanorales; Parmeliaceae. The transcript has 2 exons.